CUGGAAUAGCAAGCAGAGGAGAGCCGCCACUGGGCCUUCAGCUCUCUGCGGGUCGUCUACGACGGCAGUAUUGCCGAAAAUCUUUGUUGACAUUGUUGAGUUUGUGGAGUUGUUGUUUGUUCAACGCAGGUCUGGCAGCUUUCACCUGGAUGCUGGCAACUACGUUCGAGGUCGGCAGUCGGUUAGAAGUUGAGGAGGGUGGCGUCUGGUACCCGGUCAGGGUAACCCAGGAAGACGAGACCCGAGUGUGCAUCCAUUUCCAGGGUUGGAGUCAUCGUUAUGACAAAUGGAUUGAGAAGGACGGCGGAAACAUCCGAGUUCAUCGAAAGCAGCAUACGAUGAAAAGAAGAAGUCGCGCCACCGACGAUGAAAAACCCACGAAGAGACCAUCAACAACUCUCAAGGUCGGUGGCGUGUUCCUUGCUGGCGCUCGUAAGAGUGCCCGAAAAUCUACUGAUGCUCCCAAGGAUUCCGGCCGUUCAAGUAGUGUGGGGAAUGAGGUGAGCAGCUCGACAGCAACCUCGACGAAAGGCAAUGUUGCGCAAGCGAACAAGAGCACGAGGGAGACGAAGGAAACAAAAGAGAGGACCUCUACCCGAAUCCUGAGAGAACCAAAGGAAAAAGAACCGAAAACUGCUCCUGUGACGCCGUCCCCUGUCGGCGAUGCCACGCCGAACGCAACACCGUUGGCCGAACCCGCCGUACCUGCUAAAGGACCUCCUCCAGUCGGUUGGGCAUACGAGGUCGUCACGAGUGCUCAGGACCUGCUGCCUAGGAAAGCUUUCACGAUAAACGAGGAUCACAACGACUUCAAAUGCACACAGGACAACUGCAACAAGAGUUUCCGCAAGGAAAAGCUCUUGCGAAGCCACUUGAAACACUAUCACAAUAUUAGUAUAGACACCAUCGAUGGACCUCCGUCAACUCCGACGACCCCGGUGACACCAUCUGCGCCCGGCCCAAAUGUCGUCGCCCCGGCAAUCACUGCGUCCGCCGAAUCGAAAGGUCGCCGUUCACACGGUCGACGCACACGGACAUCGGCGGAAGAGCAACGUACUCAAGCAGAAAAAUCCAAGGAGAUCAACCUCGAUGCUGUGACUGAAACUUCGUCUUCAACCGACAUUUCAAACGUGACCGUCAUCGACUCCGUAGAUCAACAGACCCCGGCGUCACGGUCCCAAGACGAGCUCAAGAAGCUCCCGCACGUCACCGAAUCUAGUUCGCUUCCGAGCCGGGCAGCGCUCGGUACACUCCCAGAAGCUAGCAUAGCCCCCUCUUCCUUCGAGUCGACUCCGAUUAGCGUGGGAAACCCUGUUCCGCGCACACCCCUCUACGGACGAGUUGGGCAGAAUAGGUUCGUCCCGAUUCCUGAGCCUCUGGUGCUUGGUCGCGAGAAGCGAAAAGUUGUGAAAACCGAGCGGAUGCAAGAGGCCGAAUCCGCAUUCAUCAAGAAACAGAAAACAGAGGCCGGGCCCGCUGCGGCCGAUAAGAAGGAGAAGCGGAGAAGAAGUCACGGUGGUGAGAAAGAGGACGCCGAGGAGCAACAGGACAUCAGUCUUGCAAAGCCGACUGAAAUUCCCUCGGACGACGAGCCCGUCAUCACUCCGCCCAGGUGUCAGGCGACUUCGGACCCGAAGCAAGGCCCGGACACUUCGGUUGAAAAAGAUAUGGUUCAUUGUCCGUGCGGAGUCGAAGAAGAAAGUGGAUUGAUGAUGCAGUGCGACCUCUGUCUCUGUUGGCAACAUGGCAGUUGUUUCGGACUCGAAAACGAGAAACAUGUUCCUGAGAGAUAUGUAUGCAUCGCUUGUCAGAAUGCACGUCGGAUCGUCCAAAAACAAACUCACCAAGUGGCUGCUUUCCGCGCUAUGGCCGAGGGCCGCCUACCGUCUCUGGUUCCAGGCGGCUCGAAUCAUCCGCAGCGUUUCCUAAAUCUCACCAAGAUCGCUGAAACGAUGGCGAAUCUCCGCAAAGCGCUCAGAGGCAUCGAAAUCCGAAUUCUUCGAGUUUAUCAGGACACUAAUCGAUCUCUUCCCGAGCGACGAACACUUUUGGAUGCAGCAGUAGCAGACGCUGAAUGCAUCCAGCGUCAGAUGGACAUUUGCGAGAAAAUCCUCGCAGCUAUCGACAGACCUGCAAACGAUCAGGGCAGCGAGGCUCUGAUCCUCCGGAGUACCGUCAAAAGCGUACUGAAAGACCUUUGGACCGUACAGAGACUCACGCUCUUCAAAUAAAGCGUGGACCAUGGCU
Messenger RNA from Galendromus occidentalis (western predatory mite), 2247 nucleotides. RefSeq names its product PHD finger protein MBD-R2 (gene MBD-R2). Gene Ontology annotation, cellular component: NSL complex. The coding region runs from base 150 to 2231 and encodes 693 amino acids. NCBI's taxonomy places the organism in Eukaryota, Metazoa, Arthropoda, Arachnida, Mesostigmata, Phytoseiidae. Gene Ontology annotation, biological process: regulation of transcription by RNA polymerase II. The transcript is spliced from 9 exons. The record is from RefSeq and is a predicted model, not a curated record.